AGCACAAUUUACGUAUGCAUGAAUUGAGCACUCUCUCGGGUCAUCCUUCCGCCAUAUUCCGUUUGGUCGAUAAAAGUAGAUGGAAAUCGGUAUUGAGACUUUCUUAAAACCAGCUUCGUCUACCUCCUUGCUGGGCUAACGCCAGCCAAGGCAGGAUUACCACCCAGUGUAAACAAGCCUGCCUGAGGGAAAAGAUCACUCAGCAAUCCUGAACUGGAUACCUGCCUCACUGCAAGUUGUGUUCACACUUUGUGGAAUACAUUCAUACCUCUCUGAAUUCUAAACCAGUGGCUGUUGGAAUAAACUUUGCACUUGAAACUUUAUCAUAGAGAAGGUUGGCUGUAAUCUUGCAAAAAGAAAUAGCUAGAGAAAAAAAAGGGUGCAGAAUUUGUCUGCACCCUUCCUCUUUGAUAAUCUGUUUUAUAGGCCUUACAAGUUUGAUAAGAGACAAGUGAAUUGUCAUAUUCACACAGUUUUCACCAGGGAUGCCAUGCAUUGCUUUGAGUGAACUUGAACUUCAUAUAUGUACAGGUCCUGCCAUCAUAUUCCAAGGAAUUUUAUUGAACUCAACAAUUGCUUCUCUCAGUAUCUCGAACCAAGUCAAAGACUUUCUUCAAAGGAGGAUUAUUUUUUUAAGGCUUGAUAUUCUGAACGCUUUGCCUUGAUACUUUGCAGAGAUAACUCACAGUGUUAUGGCUGAGCCAUUAGAAGAAUUGGACAGCUUGGUCCAUGUCAACCCUAGUGAAGCGUUCCCAAAGCGCCCUCUCCAUAAGGAUAACCCAGCUUUAGAAUGCCCCUUCCCUGAACUGUGUGGAGAGAGUAUAGAGUUCAUUGGAGAGGCCUCUGAUGGUGCUGUCAUUGUACUCUCCAACUACAGGCUUCACAUCUGCUAUGCUAAAUCAUUUGUCAAUGUACCUGUUGGUUUGAUUGAGAAUGCAGAAUGUAAAGAUCAGGAGUGCCUUGUUGUCACUUGCAAAGAUGGAAAAUUAAUCAGAUGCCAGUUUGAUACGAGUGAUCAGUGUCAGGAAUGGUUAUAUCGUGUCUUGAAGACGCUUGAAAGACCUUCAAAGCUUGAUGAUAUCUUUGCAUUUUCCUUUCAUGCCUGGUGUUUUGAUCAUUUGCAUCGAGAAUCUGAUGGCAUGGAACCUGGCGUUUGUUUUCUUGAAGGAUCUAGUAAAGUUGUACACUGCAAAUUCAGAAACGAAAUUGAUCGUCAAGGAUUUGAUUUAAAGAGAGCAUGGAGAAUAUUUGACAACUCAGAUUUCAAGUACUGCACAACCUAUCCUACUCAGCACAUUGUACCAAAAGAAAUUGAAGAUGAUACUAUGAAGAAAUCUGCUAACUUCAGGACAUCAAAGAGGUUUCCAUCAGUAGUUUGGAGACACAAGGGCAAUGGGGCAGUGAUCGCUCGUUGCAGUCAGCCUGCUGUGGGAUGGUUUGGAUGGCGGAGUGAAGAAGAUGAAGGAAUCAUGUCAGCCAUCUUGGAUGCAUGUGCUAUGGAUGAUCCAAAGAAGAAUAAGAAGAGUUGUCAUAGCAAUGGUCAUGUUAGAUCAGAAUCAAAAGGGAUUCCAAAUGAUCAAGAUGAUACAAGGAGAGGAGAGUAUGACCGUCAAUCCAAGACGAUUCUCAUCAUAGAUGCUAGGUCCUAUGCAGCAGCGUUUGCAAAUAGAGCAAAGGGAGGUGGCUGUGAAUAUCCAGAGUACUACACUUGUUGUGAUAUAGAGUUCAUGGGUUUGGCCAACAUACACACAAUCAGAAAGAGUUUCAAUACUGUCCAUGCACUCUGUAGCAAUAACAAUCUGGAUCAGAGCACAUGGUUAUCUAAUUUGGAGGCGACCAAAUGGCUUCAGAAUCUAUCCAUGCUCCUCAAGUCAUCUAUCAAGGUAGUGACUGCUAUUGAUCAGGAUGCUAGACCAGUCAUUGUACAUUGUUCAGAUGGUUGGGAUAGAACUCCUCAGAUUGUAGCAUUGGCUGAGAUCAUGCUUGAUCCUUUCUAUAGGACUAUGCAGGGUUUUCAAGUUCUUGUUGAGCGUGAGUGGCUUGACUUUGGUCAUAAGUUUGCUGACCGUUGUGGUCAUCGUCCUGGUCAAGAUGAUGGUAAUGAGAGAUGUCCAGUAUUCCUUCAGUGGCUUGAUUGCAUCCAUCAGCUUCUUAGGCAGUAUCCUACAGCGUUUGAAUUCAAUGAAACAUUCCUUGUGAAACUAGUACAACACACUUAUUCUUGCCUGUUUGGGACAUUCCUGUGUAACAGUCUGAAAGCUAGACUCAAGAACUCUGUCAAGGAGCGUACCUGUUCUGUCUGGUCUCUUCUUAUCGUAGAGGGUAACAAGUACAAGAACUUCCUCUAUGAUUCAAAGAUAGACAAGGUAUUGUACCCAACAUGUGACAUCAGGGAACUUGACCUGUGGAUUGCUGUAUACCUAUCAGAGACAUCUCACAGUAUCUGUGAGGAUUCAGGUCCUCCAGUCCAACAAGCAUCACAGUCAGGACUCAAUCCUGCAGAAAGCCCAAAGCUCUCAAGAACUCGCUCCUUUGACAAUAUCCACAAGUCAGUGAGCGAAGAUGAGCCUAGCCGAGGCAACAUGGGAGGUGAUACACAGGGAUUGACCAGGACCUCCAGUGACCCCAAUCUGAGUGACUUAAAGAUAGAAUCCACUCUUGGGACAUCGCCAAAGAAUCGCAUAAUCCCACCGCUGCCACUAGAAAGGGAAGAUGAGGAAGCCAAGGACACUCAAGAUGAACCAUUGACAAACGGACAUACUCAAGAAGAUGGAAGUGAUAAUGAAGAGGGAGAGCGAGGACUCACAAAUGGCCAUGGAGUAGAAGAGAAUGGUGACUCGGCAGUGACCCUGACUAAUGGUGUCAUUGGUACUCCAGAAGACUGUGAACAGCAAGAGAUUAAUGGAAAUGGCCAUGAUAUCAGGUUGAGCAAUGGCUUGACUAAUGGUCAUACUGAAGAGGAUUUUGAAGGAGAAAUUUCAGAAGGAAGUCCUUUGUCCUCAACUCCAAGAAAGACACCAAGAACGAAACAUAUUUUGGAUGCCCAUAUGGAGAGUUCUACAGAAACUGUUACAGAAGACUCAUCUCCAGAACACAAAAGAACUGAUGAUCCAAAGGUUCAGAUGGGUCCGACUGAUUGCAAUGGAUUUGACCAUUCUCCUGUUGAAUCAAAUGGGGACAUCACUCCUAAUGGAGAUAUUUUGAAUGGACAUGCUGCCCUGAUGAAAGGAUUACUCUUUCAAAGCUCUAGCAUCAGUACAAGCACUAGUGACAUUAGUAAUUCUCAUGUUGGGUACCAGGUUAAACAGUCUGCAAGUGUACCCAUCCAGACAGGACAUCACAUUCCACACUUGCCAUUGUUAGAUGAUGGAGACAUCACACCUCUAGCAAAUCACCUUAGUAAACUAUCUUCCCUAGGGGUUAGCCUUUCUAAUGGACAUAAUAAUCACAUCUCACAGUCAGCUGUGGUAGGAUCAGAACCAUCUUUCUCUACAUGUCUUAGCAGGACAUCCAGCUGCAGCAAUAGCAACGGUUUGGAGGCAAUGGUUGGAGAUGCCUUAGGGGAUUCCCAGAGGCAGUUGAAGCUAGGUCGUCACCUGGAUCUGGAUGGACUGACAUGUAUCAAGGAUCCUAGACAACGUAGAAUGCUAGGGAUCCUACAGGAGCAGCAACAGAAGAUGGAGGUGAUGAAACAGAGAGAGCAGAUCUUACUCACCAUCAUUGAAAGGUUGCGGGUUGCUAAUGAAGAAUGCAGUCCUAAUCUAGCCUGUGCAUUAGAUGAAUUAGAGAACUGUAAUCUGUUGAACCCUGAAGAUGAAGAAAAUCGAUCCCAUUCACGAUGUAACUCAAUUAGAUCAGAUGUAUCUUGGGAACAGAUAGAUGAAGGAGAUACUAGUCGAACACUCUGGAUUCCAGACCAUGCCGUUAGUCACUGCUCAUUGUGCAAUAGCAGAUUCAAUCUAGUCGUCAGGAAACACCACUGCCGGAAUUGUGGUCAGAUCUUCUGUGCAUCCUGUAGUAACUUCUUCAUAGCCAUCCCUCGAGAGCAGCUCUACCAACCACAGAGGGUCUGCCAACCAUGUCAUCAACGCCUUGAGGUUGAUGCCCUUCAUAGACAUGAACAUGCACUGGAGGGCAGCAGACAGAUGGGUACAGUCCGUGAUGGUUGAUUACUCUAGGUAGUCAGGAGUGUUUGCUUUUAACCUAGGAUGCAAUAUGCUAUUCAGAUGUAUAUCAAAGAUAGAAUAGAAUUAUAACACUUGUAUAUUACAAGUGCAUUUCAAAGGACAUAAUAGGGUUUUACCUAAGAUUUGUCUCUAAAAUUGUAUCUUACCCAUGCCCUACUCGUCCUAUUAGUCCAAUUUUAAGUGUGGUAUAUUAUAAUGGAUAUUGACUUGACAAUGAAGUAUAGGUGAUAGCAUCUGUCAAGACCUUCUUCACACCAGUGACCAUUUAAAAUGGAAUGAUAUGGUGUGGAAAUCUCUAUUUCGAUGAGUGACUCACCAUCACAAGAAGGAUACCAUUUAGUAUGACUAGUUAUUUGCUCACAGUCUCAUGAACACCUCUUGAGCCCUCUUUUCACAAAGAGUAGCAGUUGAUCCAAUCAAUCUUUACUGUGGAAAGUCAUUUACAUUACAAUUCUUCAUGUAGAAGUUAUCUGCUUUGCAAUAUUUGAGUGUCCUUCAUAUCAAGAGAACAUUUCAAAAGAAAUUGUGCAUGUCAGAUGAAGGUAUCACUGACUAUUGAUUGCUGAGAUUAAUUAGAUCAAUUACCACUAUUCUUUGUAGGAUAAAAAAAUUCAUCGAAAUCGGAUGUUAAAUAAUAAGUUAUGACAUUUUAUAGUUCAAUGUCAAGUCCACCCUAACAAAAAGUUUAUUCAUAUGAAUAGAGACAAUUCAAAUAAUCAUAGUAAUAAGAAAAUUUUAUCAAAAUCAGAUGUUAAUUAAUAAAAGUUAUGACAGUUUCCCUCAAUUUAUGUGUACAACAUGAAAAAUAAGAGAGCUGAUAAUAUAAAACUCUUUUUAUUUCCUUGUAUUUUACUGUAUGGAACAUCACAUAUUUUAUUUUCUUUUAGAUUUGAAGAAGUUCUUGAUUGAAUUGCAUUGAGUUACAAUGUUGGCGAUCUCACAUUUUAAAGGUGGAGAUAAACCAUGGUUUGAAAAUAACAACAGCUAUAAUUUGAAAUAUUCUGUUUAAAAUAUAAAUGAAAUGAUGAAUGUGUGAUAUUAUUGAUUCCCUUAUAUGUGUAUCCCUAGUAUUGUGCACAUAACUGUUUGGGAAAUAAAGUGAUAUUUUAAUUGGAAAAAAUCUGAUUUUGAUGUGCAUUUUGGCAUACUCCUGUAAUCCCAGCAAUUUGGGGGAAGUUACAAAAUGAUGCAGAGGUUCAAGCCCUGGUCACGUCUUUUGGAUGGUGACGUGAAAGGUCGGUCCCAGAUAUAAAUAAUCAUAUCUGAUCGAUACACUUCUGAAAAAAAUCAAUUACAUACACACACAAUCUGAUUCUGAUGAAACUUUCAGCAUUAUUCUCGUUUGAAUUUCUUCUACUUCUUCAUAUCAAUUUUUCAUUGGGAUGGACUUGGACAUUGAUACAUGUAGUUACCUUGUCGCCUUUGUCGGUAUGUCCUUCAUUUCAGCUGAAAUGUCCUACUAUAUAACAUGUAAAUCUAAGUUAUGAAUGUAAAUGUCUAAAGGUAUUUCAAGUUCAAGUGAGGUUGUAUGAGCAACAUUUGUGUACUCUCCAUUUAUCCCCACACUUAAAUCUUCUAAAGAAUUAAGUGUUUGUAAAUAUUCCCAAAAUUAAUAUAUAAAAUGAUAUCUAUUUUGCUCUUGUAAGCAUUCAUUUCUUAAUGAGAGAAUGCUUAUAUAAAAUCAGUUUCAUAGCACGUUAAAUGAAAGUGAAAAGAAAAGCCAUUACAUGUACAGCUGGUAAAGAUUGGUAUGAAAGAUCAUCAUGAAGAUACCCAAUUCAAGAUAAACUUUAUUAUGUCUUCAACACAUAAUCUCUGAUUUGCUGCUUCUGUCAUUCAACAGAGGAAGCUAAUAUAUCCCUUUAAAACAUUGAACUUAGAAUACAAUAUAUACAUGGAUUAUCAGUGUAAUGUGACAUAGAGAAGUCAGUCUUACAAUCAUAAGCAAUUCUGGUUUUGCCAAAGACUAAAGAAACAUCAAGCAUUUUGUUGGUUGGCAGUUGAGAAACAAAAAUGAAGCUGCAGUGGUGUAAAUAUAAAGUGCCUUUCUGUAGGUUGAUGGCAUUAUAUUAAUGCUCAUCAAUCAUUUGAUGAGGAACUUAGUGCAGAAGAAAAUAUCAAAUUGGUAAUGCAGCAUCAAUAAUCUACAUUUUAAAGAAUUUAUUCUCAUAUGGAAAAGUAGUGCAGAAAAUGCUAUGUAUUUUGGUAAAGAUACAAUUAAUGAGAAUAGAAGUUAAAAAAAAAAAUUGUGAUCUUAAAAGCUUGAUCAAAUAAGUUAAGGAAAUUUUGUAAUCCUACUACCUGAUUUUCUCUUUUGAAAUUUUCAUUGACUAUCUUGUGAUUCUAUGAAAAGUAAAUAAUUGAUUUAAUGCCCAGAAAAUGCUCCCCUUUACCAUCAUUAAGAUAUAUUGAGAUCUGAAAUAUUCUAUUACUAAAUGUACGUUUGAGCAGAAAAUCUUAUUGUUUCAAGGAUAUAGCAUAUAGGGUACAAAACUUGUAUUGUCAGUAAAUAGUUGUUUAAGAAAAAUCAUAUAAUUAAGAGUAAAUAUAAUAAACAUAAUAUAACUAUGGUAAUGUUAAUGCGUUGUGAAGACUGAUUAUCUUAAAAAUGGAUGUCUAUGUAAUCUUGAUAUAUUCAUGUGCAAAAUGGUUCAAUCUGCUCAAGAAACUUGAAUAUAUUCAUAAAGGAUGUGUCCUAAGUAUAUAUUUUACUAAAACGUGUGUUGUAUGUUUAAAAGCCUGGGUGGUAAAUGUCUGAGCAUUUUGCAUUAACUUGAGCAUGCUUUGAUAUCCAGUCCUUUUUUUCAUUUGCACCAGUAAAAGCUUGUAUGGGUUUAUGCUAAAAGUGAAUUCUACAGAAAGUAAUAUCAUAUAAUAUCCUUCAAAAUAUUGACUUUAUCACUCAACAAAGCUUGUAUCAUGUGGAUGUAGAUAUGUUACAUAUAUAAAUGGUAUUAUUUCAUUUGCAGCUGUGAGCAAAGCAAAGCAAUGCAUAGCAAAUUGGUUUAUUAUUCAGCUUUCAAGAGGCAGGACAAUGUACAUAGAUUUGAUGAUUGCAAUUUCUCUGAUUAAAGAUAUUUAGUAAACACACCACAAUAUUUAUACAUUGAACACACACUCCAUUCGCAUUACUACUUUUGCUAUUUUAAAUGCUAAGAUGUUAAUGUAAUUGAAUAGUAUAUGAAAAAGAGGAGUGGUUUAGUAAUCUGCUGACCAGAGUUUAAACCAGGUAGAUGUGUUAAUGCUCUCAUUGUCACAUCCUUUGGAGAGGAUCUUAAGCCAUCAGUCCUCUGGUUUCUAACUAACAGGCAUUCUUACAUUUAUUAUCAGUAAGUUAAACCAAACUGCCACUUCACUACUGAAAUACAUUAUGUAGACUCACAAUAUUUCAUAAUUAAAACCUUUUAGUAAGGUAAUAAAGAUGCAAUGUGGCAAAAAUUGUUUCAAGUGAAACUAGGUAUUUUUUUCUCUCAUGCAUAAAUCAUAAUAUUAGAAGAAUAAUUUUUUAUUUUUUUUUCUGUAAUACUUGCUGUUGUUUGUCCAGUUUCAAUGUGGCCAGGAUCAAAUCGGGGCCACAAUACCUCCAAAAUAGGUUAGAGUAUGGGACAGGUUUAUGUGACAAUUUGAACAAGAAUUUUUUUAAAUUUUUAUUAUCAAUGUAUAUCUCAACCUACAGAUACAACAAUUUAUUUCUGUAUGGACUAGGCAAAGGUUUGUUAAGUAACAACAAGAAAGUAGCAUUUGCUUGUUAACUUGUAAUUGAUUUAUUAUUACUGGAGUGAUUUAUCUAUUCUACUCUGAUAUCAUCAAUUCCAACAUAUGGUAUUAUCUAAGAUUCAUGUAUUAAUGGUCUGUGUGUGAAUUAGCUGUGUCUUAUCAUUUCCAAUUGUCUGAAACCUUUAACUUGUUUUCAGCCAGAGUAAAUUAAUCUUAAAUGGAAAGAUAGUAGUAUAAAGGAUCCAUUCUCCUUAUUUUAUUCAUUUAAUUUUGGUCAAAUCAUUCUAAUAGAAUUUGUCAGCAUAUUAUUGAGCUUUGUAAUAUAUGCCUAAAAACUCCAUUCAAUUAUGAAUUAGUCAAAGAUUGCUAAAUAAUAACAUUUUCUUUUUGUAAUCCAGGUUUAAAAAAUCACACUUCUGUCCUCUUAAUGAUUUUGUUGCCUGUUGAGAGUAUAAUAGAAAUUAAAUUGCAUACCACAAAUAGUACACAUAUUUUGCACUAGGGUAUAUGAAAUAUUUCAAUAGAAACGCAUGUGAAACUGGUAAUGAAAAGUGCCAUAAUAAGUUCUUAGGAGUAUCCAAUUUGAAUCACCCAUCAUGUUGAUUCUUAAACCCUAUUUUUUAAGGAUAUGUUUUCCUUUCUUAACGGUCAAGUCCACCUCAGAGAAAUGUUCAUUUAGAUAAAUAGAGAAAAAAUCAAACUAGCAUUUCAUCAAAAUCGGAUAUAAAAUAAGAAAGUCAUGACAUUUUAAAGUUUUGCUUAUUGUUCACAAAACAGUGAUGUGCACAAUUUUGUGACAUGCAAAUGAGACACCUUCAAUGAUAUUCUUCACUCACUGUUUCUUUUUGUUGUUUGAAUUAUUCAAUAUUUCAUUUUUUACAAAUUUGACAAUAAGGACCAACUUGACUGAACCAUUGAGUAUUAAACAAUGCUAACUUCACAUGUUCAGGGAGGAAUUAAUUGUUGCUUCAUUGACAAUGAGGAGAAAGUUAGAAUAUUUCAUAUAAGAAAAUACAAAAGAAAUAGUGAGUGGAUGGCAUCAGUCUCAUUUGCAUACCGACCAGGAUGUGCAUAUAACUGUUUUGUGAAAUUAAGUGAAACUUUAAAAUAUAACUUUCUUAUUUUACAUCCGAUUUUAAUGAAGUUUUCAGUGUUCUGCUUGUUGGAUUUUUCUUUUUUUAUUCAAAUUAAAUUUUUGUUGGGAUGGACUUGUCCUUAAAGUGUUAUUUUUAGUCUCAAUUUGCAAGUUAUCUCGUCUUCAACACUGUAUUCUUUGUUCAAAUUAAUUUAUCUUUAUGUUUAUAUUUUGAAUCUUUAAAAAAAAUCCUUUUGAGUAUUAAUCAAAAUUCAUUUUGUUUUCCAGUCUUCACUUCAUCAAGAAAUUCAUUUUCUCAUAUUUUGUGAUCUAUUUGUUUUAUUAUAUAUAAUUUGUUUAAGUAUUUUGGUAACUUAAACUGCUCUGUCACCUAUCAGAUGAUAUCAAAAUUUCAUUUUGUAAUGUGUUGAAUAUAGUGAGCUAUUUGUAAGAUUUAAGAAUAUUUUUGUUGCAAUAUCUCUGGUUUAACUGUUGUUUCAAAUGUAGCUUAACAUGAAAAAAAUCAUUUGGAAAAGUAUUUUUUUCAUCUUGUUGACAGUGUCAUAGAAAAGAGGAUUUAAUCUUUGUUAAAAUUUAAAAUAUACUGCAUUAAAAAAAUAUCUGCCAAAAAUUGAUGUAACAAAGUUAAGAUUUGAUAACAUGAUGGUGGAAAAAGGUCAUCAUUAAAAAAAGCAGUUUAUAUGUACUAUCUAUCUUAACAGGACUCAAAUGACUGUCUUUGAUAACAAUAAGUUUUUUUUCUAUGCUUGGUGUUAUGUAUGCUUAUCUAUAAAAUUAAUAGCUCUGUUUUCAUUUUCUUUUGGCAAGUGCACUCUUAAAAGUUUAGAGAAUUAAAAUUUGAAACAUUUGAAAAUGCUCUUCUCUUAUUCCUGGGGUUAUUAGCAAUUUAGAAAAAUUAAAAAGCUUAAUAUUUCAACUUUUAUGCAUAAAAUGCAUAAAUAUUGAUUUGAUAUAUAUAAUGGUUUCAUUUUGGAAUCAAAGACAGAUUUAGCAGUGUACAUUUAUUUUUGUUUCAAUGUACAAGUUUUUUUUCACCUGUAUGUAAAUGUAAGAUUCAUAUAAGAGGAUUAAAUGUGUAUUAAAUUUUCUGUUAAUAAAAAUAUGAAAAUAGC
Lytechinus pictus (painted urchin) is the source of this 10112-nucleotide messenger RNA. RefSeq names its product myotubularin-related protein 4-like. The coding region runs from base 693 to 4169 and encodes 1158 amino acids. Gene Ontology annotation, cellular component: membrane; cytoplasm. The record is from RefSeq and is a predicted model, not a curated record. Lineage: Eukaryota; Metazoa; Echinodermata; Echinoidea; Temnopleuroida; Toxopneustidae. Gene Ontology annotation, biological process: regulation of autophagy; phosphatidylinositol dephosphorylation. The transcript is spliced from 16 exons. Gene Ontology annotation, molecular function: phosphatidylinositol-3-phosphate phosphatase activity; protein phosphatase binding; phosphatidylinositol-3,5-bisphosphate 3-phosphatase activity.